This is a messenger RNA of Beauveria bassiana ARSEF 2860, 1029 nucleotides long. RefSeq names its product nmt1 protein. The transcript is spliced from 4 exons. NCBI's taxonomy places the organism in Eukaryota, Fungi, Ascomycota, Sordariomycetes, Hypocreales, Cordycipitaceae. Gene Ontology annotation, biological process: thiamine biosynthetic process. The record is from RefSeq and is a predicted model, not a curated record. Bases 1 to 1029 code for a protein of 342 amino acids.
AUGUCUACUGAUAAGAUCACGUUCUUAACCAACUGGCAUGCCACGCCCUACCACGCCCCCCUCUAUCUGGCACAGAGUAAGGGUUUCUUUGCUGCCGAAGGCAUCAAGGUCGCCCUUUUAGAGCCCAACGACCCCAGCGAUGUCACUGAAAUCAUUGGCUCUGGCAGUGUGAACAUGGGCUUCAAGGCCAUGAUUCAUACCCUCGCUGCCAAGGCUCGCAACUUUCCCGUCACCUCAAUCGGCAGCCUCCUCGAUGAGCCCUUCACUGGUGUCGUCUAUCUGAAGGACUCUGGCAUCACCACCGACUUCCGCUCUCUCAAGGGCAAGCGUAUCGGCUACGUUGGCGAAUUCGGCAAGAUCCAGAUCGACGAACUCACCUCGCACUAUGGCCUCACCCCCGAUGACUACACUGCCGUCCGCUGCGGCAUGAAUGUGUCCAAAGCCAUCAAGAAUGGCGAAAUCGACGCCGGCAUCGGCCUGGAAAAUGUCCAAAUGGUCGAGCUCGAGGAGUGGCUCGAUAGCCAAGGCCGUCCUAAAUCCGACGUGCAGAUGCUCCGCAUCGACGAGCUCGCCGAGCUCGGCUGCUGCUGCUUCUGUUCCAUUCUGUACAUUGCCAACGACGAGUUUCUGGCCGCGAACCCUGACAAGGUGCGCGCGUUCCUUCGCGCCGUCAAGCGCGCCACCGACUUUGUCCUGGCCGAACCGGAAAGUGCCUGGGCCGAGUAUGUCGAUUUCAAACCCGUCAUGGGCACACAGCUCAACCGCAAAAUCUUUGAGCGCAGCUACGCCUACUUCUCGCGCGACCUGCAGAAUGUCAAGCGUGACUGGAACAAGGUCACCAAGUACGGCCAGCGCCUCGGUGUCCUGGCCGCCGACUUUGUCCCCAACUACACAAACGAGCAUCUCGAAUGGGUUCUGGACGAGGCAUCGAACGACCCCCUCGGAGAUCAGAAGCGCAUGGCCGAGCUUCAGUGCGAUGUGGCCUGUCGCGGUGGCUUCCGCCGUCUCCCGCGCGCUGCCGCUGCUUAG